Molecule: messenger RNA, 3884 nt
Organism: Pseudomyrmex gracilis
Lineage: Eukaryota; Metazoa; Arthropoda; Insecta; Hymenoptera; Formicidae
Gene: Myo61F
Product: myosin-IB
Exons: 20
Coding region: 328-3417 (1029 amino acids)
Biological process (GO): vesicle transport along actin filament; actin filament organization
Cellular component (GO): microvillus; plasma membrane; cytoplasm
Molecular function (GO): actin filament binding; ATP binding; microfilament motor activity
Source: RefSeq, a predicted model, not a curated record
UCGUGCGUUACACCGUGGCGUGUGCACGGGAACCACACACAUCACGCGCAACGUGCAACAAACCCCGCGUGUAAAGCAAACCAUCGGACCUCUUCUUUUUUUUUUUUUUAACAACAAUCACAGUUUUUUUAUGAGGUGACCUGACCGCGACGUUAUGGAUAAACGCGCCGUGCUUCUGGACUCCACGAGCCGCCGCUAAAACUCGAGAACGAGAGUAAUACGACGUGCCGCGAACGAAACGCGGAGACACUCGACACAGGGGGUGACAGACCCACCGGCCCGAAACCACCGGAAAUCCUCAAUCGCGGUCAAAAAUUGCUCGGGAAAAUGGAACGCGGACUGCACGAGCGCGACCGAGUCGGCGUGCAGGACUUCGUCCUGCUGGAAGACUUUCGCAGCGAGGCCGCGUUCAUCGACAAUCUGCGCAAGCGAUUCAAGGAGGAUCUUAUUUACACGUACAUCGGUCAGGUGUUGAUAUCGGUAAAUCCGUACAAGAACUUAUCUAUUUACAAUCCGGAAAUUAUUCAGUAUUAUCAGAAGAAGAACUUCUUCGAGGCGCCUCCUCACAUUUUCGCUCUUACGGACACCGCCUAUCAAUCUAUGACGGAGGAAAAUCGCGAUCAAUGUAUUCUGAUCUCAGGCGAAUCGGGAUCCGGAAAGACCGAAGCGUCCAAGAAGGUAUUGGAGUUCAUUGCGGCCGCUACUGGACACAAGAAACAGGUGGAGGAAGUAAACGACAAACUUAUCGGCAGUAAUCCUGUGCUGGAAGCCUUUGGCAACGCCAAAACCAAUCGUAACGACAACUCCUCUCGCUUCGGCAAGUACAUGGACGUGCAGUUCAAUUUCCAGGGAGAUCCAGUGGGUGGGAAUAUUUUGAACUAUUUGUUGGAAAAAUCUCGAGUGGUUCAUCAAUCGACGGGUGAGCGCAAUUUCCAUAUUUUCUAUCAGCUUCUGGCAGGCGCGGACGACGACGCGUUGCGACGGCUGUUCCUCAAAAGAAACCUCGACACUUUCUUUUAUUUAAGCAACGGUACGAAAGGCACGGUAGAUACUAUCGACGAUACGAACAAGUACAAGGAGGUUGUUCAAGCAAUGAAGACCAUGGAGAUGUCUCAACAAGAACAAGACGACUUGUUCGCUAUAGUCGCUUCGGUGUUGCAUAUGGGUAACGUGGGUUUCUCAGAAGAAGAUGGCGUGGCGACUAUUUUAAAACCAGCAUCCGUUGACGCUGUUGCUAAGCUGCUAGGAUGUAACGUACAGCGACUGGCAAAAGCAUUCACUCAUCGCACCAUAGACGCUCACGGUGACGUAGUGGUUUCACCCUUGAAUAGGGAAUUAGCUAUUUACGCGAGAGACGCGCUAGCGAAGGCCGUGUACGACAGAUUAUUCACCUGGCUCGUGACCAGACUCAACAAGUCCCUACAACCUCAGAUCAAUCCUCACCGCAAAAUGGUCAUGGGCAUUUUGGAUAUCUACGGUUUCGAGAUCUUUCAGAAGAACAGCUUCGAACAGUUUUGCAUCAACUUCUGCAACGAGAAAUUGCAACAGCUGUUUAUCCAGCUAACGCUGAAGCAGGAGCAGGAGGAGUAUCUGCGCGAAGGAAUAGCUUGGGAAAAUAUUGAAUACUUCAACAAUAAGAUCAUCUGCGACUUGAUCGAGGAGAAGUACAAAGGAAUUAUAUCGUACAUGGACGAGGAGUGUUUGCGACCCGGAGAUCCAACGGACAUGAGUUUCUUAGAAAAAUUAAAUGUGAAUCUGAACAAUCAUCCUCAUUAUAUCAGUCACAAGAAGUCGGAUAUUCAAACGCAAAAAAUCAUGGGUCGAGAUGAAUUCAGGUUGGUGCAUUAUGCCGGUGAUGUAACGUACAACGUGCGCGGAUUUCUCGAGAAAAAUAAUGAUCUACUGUUUCGUGAUUUACGUGAAGUUAUGUCGCACACAACAAAUUCCAUCACGAAGGCUGUGUUCGAUAUAAAAAAGGACUUGAUCAGCAAGAAACGUCCGGAAACCGCUAUAACUCAAUUCAAAAAUAGUUUGAACAAUUUGGUCGAGAUCUUGAUGGGCAAGGAACCGUCCUACAUUCGCUGCAUCAAACCCAACGACUUUAAAAUGCCCAAUCAAUUCAACGAAAAGAUCGUGCUGCAUCAAGUGAAGUACUUGGGCCUGAUGGAGAAUCUGCGGGUGAGACGCGCCGGUUUCGCGUAUCGAAGACCGUACGAACAAUUUCUGCAGCGUUACAAGUGCCUCUGCUCCGAAACCUGGCCAAAUUAUCACGGCCCCGCCAAGGACGGCGUCCAGGUGCUCGUGUGUCACCUCGGUUACGAGAGCGACGACUACAGGAUGGGCAACACGAAACUGUUCAUCCGAUUUCCCAAGACGUUAUUUGACACGGAAGACGCGUUCCAAAGAAAGAAACACGAUAUAGCCGCGAUUAUCCAGAGCAAAUGGAAGUGCAUAUUAACGAGAAGAAAAUAUCUGAAGAUGCGAGCUGCGGCGAUUACUUGUCAGAAGUACAUUCGCAGAUGGCUCGCGAAACGCGAAGCGAAAAAGCGGCGGCGCGCGGUUGUCACUAUUCGCAGAUUUAUCGAAGGUUUUAUCACACGAAACGGACCGCCGACCGAGAUCAAUAUGGCGUUCAUCGAAUUAGCGAAGUCGCAAUGGCUCAUUAGACUCUCGAAAUCGCUGCCACCGGGUGUCUUAAAUAAUUACUGGCCGCCGUGUCCUUAUUCUUGUCGAGAAGCGUCGGAACAUUUGCGUAUGAUGUACAAGCUGUGGAAGGCACGUUGUUACCGAAUGGCGCUGAGCAAGCAGGACAAGGAGCAGUUUGAGCUGAAAAUUCUUGCGGAGUCGUUGUUUAAAAGCAAGAAGAAGUCGUACGCGAGGAGUUUAGGUCCGAGAUUUAUAACCGAUCGUCUCGGCGCGGAGCACAAAGCGCUGCGACAGAGUUUCACCAACAAUAUUCUACCGUCCGGAGAGAAUAUAAAGUACGCUACUCCCGUCAUCAAGUACGAUCGGCACGGUUACAAACCGCGCGAGAGAGUGCUCAUUUUAACACAGAACGCCGUGUACAUCCUCGACACGCUCAAGACGUUCAAACUCAAGCAUCGUUUGCCUUACAAGGCGAUCGAGGAGUUAGUCGUCACCGGGGAAUCCGAUAAUUUGCUCGUCGUUAGGAUACCACCCGAAUUGAAGAAAGAUAAGGGCGAUUUGAUCUUGGAAGUUCCGCACUUGAUCGAGGCUCUGACGAAAGCGAUCGAUAUUACCAGCAAUCCGAAUAUUCUCAAAAUUGUCAAUACCGAGUCCGUGUCUCAUAAGCUAGUCAGUGGUAAGGAAGGAGUCAUCGAAGUUAGAACUGGCACCACUCCAGCGAUUAGUAAAAAUCGACAAAGUGGGCACUUAUUAGUGGUUGCUACUCCAUAAAAUGUGAGAACCUUUUUUGAAGGGAUUGGAAGAUCGAAGUGCUAUGAUGCCUUACAGGCAGCCUUUUAAUACAAUGUGAUUUAGAGCAUAUACACAUGCCACAGAGAGAAAUUUAUUAAGAAGAAAAAUAAUAUAUAUAACUCUUUAUAACAUACCUGUUAAAUUAUCCUGGCACUUUUGUACUUCGGAGGAGACGGCGAGAGAUGACAAUAUGCAUUUACUUUCGUUCUAUCAUACAUAUAUAGGAUACGCGAAAUAAUUUUCUGAAAGUACGAACAAAAUAUAGUGCCAUACGGCUUCCUGUAUAUUACCUUGUAAAUUAAUAUAAAUUAAUAAUUUAUUCUGAUAGGUUCAAUAUAUUUACGAGUGAAUUUGAGUUCAACUUGUCAAUAUAAUUUAUAAACAAACUGUUCUUUUAAGCUAAUCAUCCUCAGUGAUAUAAACGUAAUAAUAAAUGAGAAGAUCAA